AUGGCGUUGGCCGCCGCCGCGUCGUCGGUCGGCGUCGCCUCCGUCGCUCUGCUCUUGAUCCUCGUCGCCAAUACCUCGGCUUCGGAUGCUAGUUUGGAAGGGAGGCGCGCCUUGCCAGGUCGCGAGAUUCACCUUGAGCCAAUUGUCACUGCAGAAAAUGCACUGGUGCCGGUGGGCUCAUCGCCAUGGAGGAGAUCGGCGGAGGAGACACCACCGUCGCCGGCGAACAACUCGCUCGUGCUGGCGGCGAAGAGGACCCGCCGGAACGACCCCAGCGCGAACAACACAGUGUACGGCGGCGGGUGGAACAUCAGCGAGAUGCAUUACUGGCAGUCCGUGGGCUACACCGGCGUCCCGCUCUUCUUUCUCGCCCUCGUCUGGUUCGUCGGCUUCGGGGUCGUCAUGCUCGUCAUCUCCUGCUGCUGGUGCUGCUGCUGCUUCUGCCGGGACCGGAGCGACGACUAUUCGCCCGCCUCCUUCAACGCCUCCCUCGUCCUCCUCGUCAUCCUCACCAUCGCCACCAUCGUGGGGUGUCUGCUGCUGAACAUCGGGCAGAUGGCGUUCCACACCAGCACGAUCGACACGGUGGACUACGUGGUGGGGCAGGGCAACCUGACGGUGGACAACCUGAGGAACUUCGCGGGGAGCCUGGCCGCCGCCAAGAACAUCGGGGUGGACCAGAUCUUCCUCCCUGUCGAGGUCCAGCGCAAGAUCGACGUCGUCGAGGAGAAGCUCAACUCCUCCGCCAACGAGUUCUCGGCCCGCAUCGUGCUCAACUCCGACAAGAUCAAGAACGUGGUAGACCUGAUGCAGGUAGCCCUGAUGGAUGUUGGAAGUAUCAUGCUUGUCCUUGCCAUACUCGGACUCAUAUUCUCCGUGUUGGGGCUGCAGUGUUUUGUCUCCCUGCUGGUGAUCGCCGGAUGGGUACUCGUCACCUUCACCCUCAUGAUGGCCGGCGGCUUCGUCCUCCUGCACAACGUGGUGGGGGACACGUGCGUCGCCAUGGACGAGUGGGUGACGCACCCACAGGACCACACGGCGCUGGACGACAUCCUCCCCUGCGUGGACGUGGGGACGGCGAACGAGUCCAUGCACCGGAGCGAGGAGGUGACGGCGCAGCUGGUGGCGCUCGUCAACAACGUCAUCGUCAACAUCUCCAACCGGGACUUCCCGCCGGGGCUGCAGCCGCUCUACUUCAACCAGUCGGGGCCCAAGAUGCCGGUGCUCUGCAACCCCGUCAAGCCGGACAUGAGCCCCCGCGAGUGCGCCUCCGGCGAGGUCGACUUCAAGACGGCGCCGGGGGAGUGGAAGCGGUUCCAGUGCCAGGCCAAGGGCCCCGUCGGGAAGGAGGUGUGCACGACGGUGGGGCGGGUCACGCCGGCGGCCUACAACCAGAUGACGGCGGCGGCGAGCAUCAGCAUGGGGCUGUACGAGUACGGGCCGUUCCUGAUGAACCUCCAGGACUGCACCUUCGUCCGGGAGACCUUCACCUCCAUCAGCGUCAACAACUGCCCCGGCCUCCGGUAUUUCAGCAAGACCGUCUACCACGGCCUCAUCCUCGUAUCCGCCUCCGUCAUGGUCUCCAUCGUCUGCUGGAUGGUGCACACCAGGCAGCGCAGCCUUCGCGGCAAGCAGGAGUGA
Messenger RNA from Triticum turgidum subsp. durum (durum wheat), 1641 nucleotides. Lineage: Eukaryota; Viridiplantae; Streptophyta; Magnoliopsida; Poales; Poaceae. The record is from the annotation of a GenBank genome assembly.